This is a messenger RNA of Ctenopharyngodon idella (grass carp), 2225 nucleotides long. Its product is annotated as tyrosine-protein phosphatase vhp-1. Lineage: Eukaryota; Metazoa; Chordata; Actinopteri; Cypriniformes; Xenocyprididae. Gene Ontology annotation, cellular component: cytoplasm. Gene Ontology annotation, molecular function: protein tyrosine/threonine phosphatase activity; MAP kinase tyrosine/serine/threonine phosphatase activity. The transcript has 5 exons. The record is from RefSeq and is a predicted model, not a curated record. Gene Ontology annotation, biological process: protein dephosphorylation; negative regulation of MAPK cascade. The coding region runs from base 376 to 1803 and encodes 475 amino acids.
UCAAAGAGCAAGCCUGUGCGCCGAUUGGCUGAAAAUGACAUCACAUAGAAUUGUACUAUUCUUAGCUUCUAGAAACGGGAUGACCUCAUCGUUUUCCUCCCUCGCGCAGGUAUAGACAUACAACAACAAAUAAUGUUAGAAGCGCAGACAGAACGGAGAGGAGCACGGGAGCACAACUACUGAGAAGAGAGAUCAAGGAAGUGUUUAUAAUCACGCAGAUACACGUAUAUGCUUCACGCGUUAUAUGCGUCCUCCUGUUCGUGCUGUAUACAACGUUCAUCCACCAGCUUCAUUGGACUUCUCCAAGCUUUUUGGAUUUUCUUGCGCACUCUGCUUAUCUUUAACUGACUGGACUGGUUUUAAAAAAAUCAAGAGAUGGUGUACUACAGGGACAGUCAGUCCGAACGGCCGCCGUUGUCGCGUAUUCUGCCGCAUCUCUACCUUGGUGCAGAGACUGACGUAACGCAGGAUGGUUUGUCUGACCGAGGCAUCUCGUACGUACUAAGUGUGAGCCGAUGUUGCCCACAGCCUUCAUUUCUACCCCAAUCCCAGUACCUCCGUAUCCCAAUAGACGAUUCCCUGCGGGAUGACCUGCUUCCUUGGAUCCCUCAGGCGUUGCACUUCAUUGAUGGGGCCAUGUCACUUGGCUGCUCUGUCUUGGUUCACUGUGCUGCAGGAAUCUCUCGGUCUCCAGCACUUGCUGUGGCCUACGUCAUGUACAGCAUGAAAAUGGAUCUGGAUCAUGCAUACAGGUUUGUGAAAGAACGCAGACCUACAAUUUCACCAAACUUUAACUUCCUGGGGCAGCUGCAGCUCUUCCAGGGAACACUUUCUUUGAAGAAUAAUAACAUAAACCUUCAUGCUCAGCAGUCAGUCAAACCUUUGGAUAACUGCCAACAGCCCACCAAUGAAGAAAAACACAGCAGUUCCACAGUGGCACUGUUAACUAACUUGAACCUUCAGAACAGCAUGGACAACAACUGUAUUAUUAAUGGAUGUACUGAGGAUUCCAAAGCAAACUUGCACUGUGAGAAUAAGAACAACCAAAUGGAAAAUAUUCAGAGCAGAUCCAGAGUCCAGAAUCCAGAGUUUACCUUAUCUCUCUCAGACAAGCUCGGAGCGCUCACUCUCCGCACAAAUCCUGUAGAGAUACAAGGACCUAUAAACGCCACAUCUCAGACACAGCAGGAUGCACCAAAGUCCAACCUACCUAAGCCUACUUACCUUCAGAUUCCAUCCCUAGCGGAGAAACGAAAAAGCCUUACUCUUUCCCUUACGCCAGUGGGUGCAGUUCCUCAGACUCACCAGAAGGGGUCACCAUCGAACAGUUGUGAUCUUAAGCAGAGCAGUUCCGCAGUUGACCAGACGGGGGCGUUAGAUGACUUGGGCAGAGUCAAUAUGGAGCAGUCAGCAUCAGAAACCAGAACAGAACCAAAAGAGGUGAACAGGUUUAUCAGCAAGGAGGCUUCAGCUAGACACGGCUGCUCAAGAUCACAAAGAAGAAAGAAUAAAUUAAACCACAGAGCAAACGAGGAGCAACAAAAAACAAACCAUUCAAGCACAAGACCACACAGGCAGAUCCAGGGACCAUGUGGGAUCAUGACCUCCUCGCAGGAGCUUUUCGAGAAGGAGGUUACCGGUGGUGUAGAAGCAGUGGAGGGAAUGGAUGGAGACAACAGCCCCCUGUCUCCAGUCAGUCUAACGGUUAACAAAAUACUAGACUGGGGAGAACGCAUGCUGCUUGGUGUCCUACUCGGCCCACGUAUUAAAGUGGGACAGGCUGCUUUGCCGUACAGAUGUUGAGGAGGGACUGGUUGUAUGGACUGCGCUACUACUUAAAGAUGAAGUAUGGACUUCUCAGAGAGGCAUAGCAAAGGAACUGUGAUUAUUCUGUACCUCCCGAAUGAGCAGAAGGAACUUAAAUGAAGAGUGAAAAAGCAUAUGUAUGAGUGUGUAAAUUCACUUAUUUAUUUGAUGAAAUUGCAUGUUCCUCCAAGAGUAUUCGACAGUCGACUCAUGUCAUCUUUAUAGACUGAUGAUAUGUGUAUAAAUGACAACGUCUGGAAAAACACAUGCGAUUUGUUAUGUUAUAAUGCACAGCCUGUCUGCGACUUUAUUUAUUGAAACACAUUGAUAGCUGUUAUUUAUAAAUGGGUAUUUUGCAGGUGGAAUUUUAACACUAUAGCUUGUAUUGAAAAAAGUGUUCAUUAAAAACAAUUAUUUUA